This is a messenger RNA of Hyphopichia burtonii NRRL Y-1933, 834 nucleotides long. RefSeq lists its product as uncharacterized. Gene Ontology annotation, cellular component: Atg12-Atg5-Atg16 complex; phagophore assembly site membrane; cytoplasm. Bases 1 to 834 code for a protein of 277 amino acids. The record is from RefSeq and is a predicted model, not a curated record. The transcript has a single exon. Lineage: Eukaryota; Fungi; Ascomycota; Pichiomycetes; Serinales; Debaryomycetaceae. Gene Ontology annotation, biological process: autophagosome assembly; nucleophagy; cellular response to nitrogen starvation.
AUGCACGAAACGAACUUGGUUGACGUUAAGAACAGGCUAUGGGAUGGCUGCUUGAAUGUUCGCGUGGUAUGCUCGUCGAGUGAGUCGGAAGAAAUAGAGUAUCUCUUUGCUGGUUUAAGAAACUCGUAUAUCCCUCUUUACAUUCAAAGUAUAGUGAAAUACUUUAGUAACUUUAUACCAGAAUUGGGAGAUGGUCUGCCAGUUUGGUUGGAGUACGCCGGUGUGCCUUUGAAAUGGCACUUGCCCAUUGGUGUAUUGUAUGACUUUCUUCAUAUCCCAUCGCUAAUUGAUCACGAUUAUAAGUUGGCCAAUGAAUGGGUAUUGGUUUUGAAAUAUUCAAGAGUGUAUCCGUCAGAAAUCAUUCCCUUUUACUAUCAAAGUGACACUCAAGAGCCGGACUACAUGAGGUCUUUAAAAGAGGUUGUAGUGAAUCAAUUGAAGCAAUCAUGUUUUGUGAUGAAUGGGAAUUCUAAAAAAAUCAUGAACUUAAGUGAAGAAAAUUCCAAUGACUUAUGGACAUCAAUUGUAAAGCACAAUCUAAGGGUCUACACGGGUAUUAAUAAGAAGAUUGUGCCCACUUUGAACAAGAUACAAAGAUUACCUAUCAAGAUUUUGAUUCCGGGUACCGGUAUAAUGAUUCAAGCUCCAAUCUAUCCCAAGGACUUUGUCACCUUGAAAGAUAUGCUUUCAGAACACUUACCCAAACCGAUCAAAAGUAACUAUAAAACUUAUAUACAAGGAGUGGAAUUGAAUACAGAGAUUCCGCUAAUUGAUGUUUGGGAACUUUUCAAACAUUUGGAUAACUUCUUAUACAUUAUCAUUAUAAUUACGUAA